Messenger RNA from Hyphopichia burtonii NRRL Y-1933, 1268 nucleotides. It is a transcript of the gene PCD1, whose product is annotated as 8-oxo-dGTP diphosphatase. The record is from RefSeq and is a predicted model, not a curated record. NCBI's taxonomy places the organism in Eukaryota, Fungi, Ascomycota, Pichiomycetes, Serinales, Debaryomycetaceae. Gene Ontology annotation, biological process: coenzyme A catabolic process. Bases 165 to 1268 code for a protein of 367 amino acids. Gene Ontology annotation, molecular function: acetyl-CoA hydrolase activity; coenzyme A diphosphatase activity. The transcript has a single exon.
ACUUAUACUUAUUACUUGCUCAUACAUACUUAUAUUUUAAUACUGAUUGAUGUAGUUGAGGUAAUUGCAAAAUUGCAAAAUCACUUGCGCAUGCUAAAUUGACGUCAGGAGAAAAAUUGGUACUCCACAACAUUUCAACUGGUUGUUACUACUAUUCAACCAGGAUGGACUCGAAGUACUUGGAUAAUAUAAAGCAGUAUAAGCCGGUGAAUUAUCUAAAUAGCUCGCUUUCGAUUUGGCAUAAAUUGCCGGUUGCUCGUCGACUGUCGGUGUUCAUUCUAUUAUUCUUUGGUUCAUUAGGUGAAUUAAGAGUUGUCUUAACUAAAAGAUCAACCAAGUUGAGAAAUUUCCCCGGUCAUAUCUCUUUGCCCGGUGGCAAGGCUGAUAAUGGAUUGGAGUCGGAAUGGCAGGUGGCCAGACGUGAAAUGUUUGAAGAAAUUGGUAUAAGUGAAUCAAAUCAAUACUUGAAAGAAAAUUAUGGGUUUGUCAUUGAUCAUAUAACUACUUUACCUUGCUAUCUUUCAAGAACUUUCUCAGCAGUCAAACCAUGUAUUGGGUUUAUGAAUUUUGAUAAUCCUGAAAUAUCAGAAGUUGAAUUGAUUCAUAAUUUGAAAUUAUCAGUAAACCCGGGGGAGAGCUCGUCGGUUUUCUCUUGUCCUUUGAAAGAUUUUCUUUAUCCUUUGAAAGAAGGCUUGGAGGAUGGGGUGGAUGCUGCUCCUUCUGCUUUGGAAGCUUUACUGAGAAGCUCCCAUCGGGUAAAAUGGGGUGGCAUCCCCUGGAUGUUGAGAUCUUAUGUUUUUUUACAACAUAAUGAAAAUGAAACCGGUUGGUUAAAGGAAAUGGCCAGCUUAUCCACUUCGGAAGAGGAGUCGGUGGAUGAGUCUGGUGAUACUGAAGAUGAAGCUGCUAAAAAAAGACAAUCUCCUCCUCCACCAAAACGCCAAAAGAAAGAUUUAUCGAAUUGGGGUAGACUCGGCUCAAGACGUCUUUCUGAUACCAAUGAGAAAGUCUAUGAUGUUUGGGGGCUAACCGCAAACAUCCUACAUGAUUUGGCUACAAUUGUUUAUUCUAAUCCCGACUCAAAUAAAGCCUUAGGUGAAGAAGAAUUAAUUCAUAGUAUUUGGGAUAAAGGUGGUCAAAUGAAAGAAAAAUCUAGAUCUGAUCUGGAAAUCGCUUUAAUUGAAUCCAAUUCAGUGAAAGAUUUUGGUUUUGGCGAUAUCCUACCAAGAACAGAAUUUAACAGGUUAAAAAAUCUUUAUAAAAUAUAA